AUCAAAUAUUAACAAUGUUAGCAAUGUAUACCAUUCUAGAACAGAAAUCCCAGAUAAACCAGCACCAGAUUGGAUACGAUUUGUAUGUGUUAGUGAUACUCAUAAUAUGGUCAACUCUAGGAAUUUUACAGUACCUGAAGGCGAUGUUUUACUUCAUUCAGGUGAUUUGACCAAAGUAGGGACUGUGGAUCAACUAGAACAAGCUGUCAAUUGGUUGAAAGAUCUUCCACAUAGACAUAAAAUUGUCAUUGCUGAAUUCCAUACUGUUAAAGAUAAUCACGAUAAAGCAAUUGGCAUAAUAAGCAAAGUAGGUAAUGGAUUUGUUUAUUUACAAGAAAGUUCAUAUGUAAUUCCUGAAAUUGGAUAUAAAGUGUAUGGAAGUCCAUGGACUCCAUGGUUUUGUGAUUGGGGGUUUAAUGGUGAGCGUGGAGAAUUUUUAAAAGAAAUAUGGUCAAGAAUACCAGAAACAACAGAUAUACUUAUGACGCAUGGACCACCAUCCAAUAUACUUGAUCUUGUCGAUGGCACUGAAAAUGUUGGGUGUGAAGAUCUUUAUCAACGAGUUGAAGAAGUAAAACCAUUGAUUCAUCUUUUCGGUCAUAUUCAUGAAUCUUAUGGAAUAAGCGUUAUAAAGUAA
Messenger RNA from Entrophospora candida, 637 nucleotides. The record is from the annotation of a GenBank genome assembly. NCBI's taxonomy places the organism in Eukaryota, Fungi, Glomeromycota, Glomeromycetes, Entrophosporales, Entrophosporaceae.